AUGGUCAACGUAGCAGUUGCUGGAGGCACCGGAGGUGUUGGUCGCACCAUCAUCGACGCCUUAAAAAACGACCCGAAACACAAGGCCAUCAUUCUGUCGCGCACUGCAAACAAGCUAACCCCCUGCGUGCAGGUCCCCGAUGUGGACCUUGGCGCGCCCGUCAUCGCUGUCGAUUAUGACGAUGUGGACGCUCUUCAAGCUGUCCUAGAGAAGCACGAAAUCAACACGGUUAUCUCGGCACUCGCUCUCCACAUAAUUGGCGUGGGCGAGGCCCAGAUUAAUCUAAUCAAGGCCGCCGACAAGAGCGAGCCCACCAAGCGAUUCGUCACUAGCACCUGGGCAGUUCCGUUGGACAGGUGGUUUGAUCUUCUUCCCCACGGCUUCCAGCACGUGGCGUCGUACACAGAACUGGAUAAGACGCAGCUGGAAUGGACAGCCUUCAACGUUGGGUGGUUCCUCGAGUACUAUGCCAUGCCGCAUGUCGAAACAUACAUCCCACAGACCACGUUCGUGGUCGACAUGGCCAAUAGGCAUGCCUCGAUCCCUGGUGAUGGCAAGCAGAAAAUGUCAUUCACUUACACUAAAGACGUGGCCAAGUUUGUGGUUGCGGCGCUCGACCUCCCCAAGUGGGAACACGACACCUAUGCAAUUGGUGAAAAGCUCACGUGGGAGGAAUUUGUCAAGAUUGCUGAGGAAGCUCGAGGAGGGGAGAAGUUCACUGUCACCUAUGACAGCGUGGAGAAGCUCAAGGCCGGCAGCGUCACUGAACUUCCAGGCCAGGUUGCCGCAUACUCGUAUUUCCGCAAAGAAUGGGCGCAGCGACUCUUCUCAGCCUUUGGUAUCUGGGUGACUGAGAACAUCUUUGACUUUCCCGAUGAAAAGCUGCUGAACAAGAAGUUCCCUGACAUCAAGGUCACCACGGUCAAGGAAAUGCUGGAGAACGCAUGGAAGGGUAAAUAG
Messenger RNA from Fusarium vanettenii 77-13-4, 960 nucleotides. RefSeq lists its product as uncharacterized. NCBI's taxonomy places the organism in Eukaryota, Fungi, Ascomycota, Sordariomycetes, Hypocreales, Nectriaceae. The transcript has 4 exons. The record is from RefSeq and is a predicted model, not a curated record. Bases 1 to 960 code for a protein of 319 amino acids.